AUGUCUAACGUUAACAUAAUUGAUAUUGAAGUAAACGCUGACGAAACUGACAUUGAAACCAAAGAAGUAACUACAUUAAAUGUCAGAGUUCCUGGACCCAUUAAAAUACUGUUUAAAAUAAGACCUGCAGUUCUUUAUGAAGUUACUGGAUUAUUGGAAAAACCCGAAGGCUUAGACAAUAAUGCUUGUUUUUUUGAUG
This is a messenger RNA of Racocetra fulgida, 199 nucleotides long. Lineage: Eukaryota; Fungi; Glomeromycota; Glomeromycetes; Diversisporales; Gigasporaceae. The record is from the annotation of a GenBank genome assembly.